This is a messenger RNA of Aspergillus ochraceoroseus IBT 24754, 1200 nucleotides long. Its product is annotated as cation diffusion facilitator family transporter. The record is from RefSeq and is a predicted model, not a curated record. The transcript is spliced from 2 exons. Gene Ontology annotation, molecular function: monoatomic cation transmembrane transporter activity. The coding region runs from base 1 to 1200 and encodes 399 amino acids. Gene Ontology annotation, cellular component: membrane. Gene Ontology annotation, biological process: transmembrane transport; monoatomic cation transport. Lineage: Eukaryota; Fungi; Ascomycota; Eurotiomycetes; Eurotiales; Aspergillaceae.
AUGGCAAUGCAGACCAGAGACCACGGUGGCCACGGUGGCCAUCAUCACCAUCACCAUCACCACCAUGGAAAUGUCUACCUCACCUCCCCGAACACCCACGACGCCGGCGUGCGGAUCACACGCAUUGGCUUGAUCGCGAAUCUCGCCAUGGCGAUUGGAAAGUUUAUCGGUGGCUAUGUUUUCCAUUCGCAGGCCUUGAUUGCAGACGCUUACCAUGCUCUGACGGAUUUGAUCUCGGAUUUUCUGACUCUUGGCACUGUCGCGUGGUCGCUCAAGCCGCCCAGUGAGCGGUUUCCAAACGGCUACGGGAAAAUUGAGAGCAUUGGGGCACUGGGAGUGAGCGGGCUUUUACUUUGCGGUGGAGUAUUUAUGGGCUUAAAUUCGGGGCAGGUUCUCCUGAACCAGUUCUUCCCCGAGGCGGCUGAGGCGAUUUCUCACCUAGAGUUGGGACACGGCCACUCCCACAGCCAUGGAGUUGAUGUUCUUGGUCCUAGCAUUCACGCUGCUUGGCUUGCGGCGGGCUCUAUUGUUAUCAAGGAGUGGCUUUACCAUGCCACAAUGAAAGUGGCGAAUGAGCGCAAGUCGUCCGUCCUAGCUUCCAACGCCAUCCACCACCGUAUCGACUCCCUUACCAGUAUCGUCGCCCUGUUUACAAUUGGCGGAAGUUACCUAUUUCAGGACGCCUCCUGGCUGGAUCCUGUGGGCGGACUGCUCAUCUCGCUGAUGGUGAUCAAGGCCGGGUUGGGAAAUACUCGAACGUCGCUUUUAGAAUUAGCCGAUACCACGGUCGACGACGACAUCAAGUCCGCCGUACAAAAGGCCGCCGCAAAGGCACUUGGAAACGUUAACGACGGCGGCGCUGUCAAGGUUCGGGACGUGCAGGGAAUGAAAUCGGGUCAGAACUACCUGAUGGAUGUUGAGCUAGCUGUGCCGGGGGUGUGGUCGAUCCAACGGUCCCGGGAGAUCGAAGAGAAAGUUCGAGCAGCCAUUGGGAUGGGCGUUCGCGGGGUCAAGCGAGUCAAAGUUCGUUUCAUUCCCCUUGAGCACGAGGAGUUGAACUUUUCGGAAGAAUUCAUUGCGCCGGAAGUUAUCAGCCAAGCGAAACCCGAGCCAGAACAGAAUGGUGAUAUUGCAGAGAACAACACACACUCUCUUGAGCAGGAGCAUGAGCAUGAGAAUACUGCUCGUAAACGGCGUUAG